AUGAGGUUAUUGUCUUUAGUUAAAGCAUAUAAUGUACCGUACUAUAAUUACAAAAAACCAGCAAUAGUUGGCAUUAAAACUAUUUGCACUCUAGAUUAUUAUAAAAAAUUGGAUAUUUCUGCCAUAGAGGAUCUAAUAACGCAUGAUUUUUCAGAUAUCAAAGAAAAUUGGCAUGAAAAACUUUCAGAACUUUAUAACCACUCAGAUCAAGAAUUAGAUGAAAUUAAUGGGUUUUUAUAUGGACGCGCUAACCGAUUUUUUGGAUUAAUGAAAGCAACAAUAAGUGGGAAAACCAAGAAUGCAUACUUUCUUAUUGAUACAGGUUCUCCUCGAACUUACAUUUCUGCCGAAUUAUUAAAUGCAUAUAAUAUAACUGUUUCUAAUGAAACACAUCAUGAUAUCAUAUUAAAUAAAAGGCCAAUCACAGCGGGUAUAUCCCCUGCAACAAGUAUUUUUUCUUAUUUAAAUAUUUUAGGAACGGAUUAUAUGAGUUCAUUUGAGGCUAAGCUACACGCAGAUUUUGAAGAAAAGAAGUUUACUAUUAAAUUGAAACCUAGAUAA
Molecule: messenger RNA, 561 nt
Organism: Rhizophagus irregularis DAOM 181602=DAOM 197198
Lineage: Eukaryota; Fungi; Glomeromycota; Glomeromycetes; Glomerales; Glomeraceae
Source: RefSeq, a predicted model, not a curated record